AGGGGGCCUUCCAAGCUACAUGAAAACCGUGUCGCGGACUUAUGACGUCCUCUUUCAGCUACUCCAGAGGAGGAACAGAAGUUUAGGUCCGCCGUCCAUCCUAAAUCAACAAUGGCCGAGGAAGGCGUUGCCGCCGGAGGUGUGAUGGAUGUCAACACCGCUCUCCCCGAAGUGCUCAAGACCGCACUCGUCAACGACGGCCUUGCCCGCGGUAUCCGCGAGGCUGCCAAAGCUCUGGACAAGCGCCAGGCCCACCUGUGCGUCCUCGCCGCCAACUGCGACGAGCCCAUGUACGUCAAGCUGGUGGAGGCCCUCUGCGCCGAGCAUCAGAUCAACCUGAUCAAGGUUGACGACAACAAGAAGCUCGGCGAGUGGGUCGGUCUGUGCAAGAUUGACCGCGAGGGCAAACCCCGCAAGGUGGUGGGCUGCAGCUGCGUCGUCGUCAAGGACUAUGGCAAGGAGUCUCAAGCCAAAGACGUCAUUGAGGAAUACUUCAAAGCCAAGAAGUAAAAGGAGAAAAUAAAAAGACUUUGUAACUGA
Molecule: messenger RNA, 540 nt
Organism: Hippocampus comes (tiger tail seahorse)
Lineage: Eukaryota; Metazoa; Chordata; Actinopteri; Syngnathiformes; Syngnathidae
Gene: rps12
Product: ribosomal protein S12
Exons: 6
Coding region: 112-510 (132 amino acids)
Biological process (GO): translation
Cellular component (GO): ribosome
Molecular function (GO): structural constituent of ribosome
Source: RefSeq, a predicted model, not a curated record